Messenger RNA from Aureococcus anophagefferens, 612 nucleotides. RefSeq lists its product as hypothetical. Bases 1 to 612 code for a protein of 203 amino acids. The record is from RefSeq and is a predicted model, not a curated record. NCBI's taxonomy places the organism in Eukaryota, Pelagophyceae, Pelagomonadales, Pelagomonadaceae. The transcript has 5 exons.
AUGCUCAACUAUUGCAACGGCCACGGCCGCUGCUCCGCCGGCGGCGGCGACCCGUCGCCCUUCGUGACCUGCGUCUGCGACAAGGGCUGGGGCAGCCCCGACGACAUCGCCACGGAGAAGGACGCGCUCUGCAUGCUGCGCACGUGCCCCAAGGGCCGCGCGACGAGCGACCUGCCCUUCUCGAAGAACGAGGCGCACCCGAUGCGCGAGUGCUCGAACAACGGCGUCUGCGACCGCCUCACGGGCAAGUGCCUCUGCUUCGCGUCCUGGGCCGGGGCGACGUGCCAGCGCAAGCUCUGCCCCAACGAGUGCAGCGGCCACGGCCACGAGUGGAAGAACGGCUCCGUCGUGCGCUACGAGGGCUCCGCGUCGUCGACGACCUGGGACGAGUCCAUCGGCGUCGGCUGCCUCUGCGACAGCUCGUGGGCGUUCUUCGGCGCGGACUGCAGCCUGCGCCGCUGCCCGUCCCACGACGACCCCAUGACCGCCGCCGACGAGACGGACUGCGCCAACUGCUCCAAUCGGGGCACCUGCGACUACGGCAACGGCCUCUGCAAGUGCUUCAAGGGCCACACGGGCGUCGCCUGCGAGCGGCAGACGACGAUCUACUAA